ACCUGGGAAUAAAUGGGAAAGUAAUGUGCACUCAUUCCUGAAAUGAGUGAACUAAUGCAUAGGUUGUCUUUUGUAUGGAAUAAGGGAAAUUCAUAAAUUAACACUUCUUGCAGGGGGUACAGCUGUUAGAUAACAGCCUUGCCUUACAGCCUGACCUCAUGUUGCCCUAGCAACAACCCUUGGGUUAAGCACAGCAGGUAUUUUAACAAUCAUUAACGAACAGGACCCUGCCAGUCUCCGCAGCCAGAAUCGAUAACAAAUGUCCAGGUCGACACUCACGAGGCUAGACAGUUACAUAAUCAGAUCAAGGUUUCCACGGGGAAAAGGGCGUGCCAGGGAUUCUCAAUCCGCCACGGCUCACUGGCAAACUCGAGGCUGUCGGCCAAUCCGGAAAAAGAGUUCCUGCUCAGAAGGUGGGACAAACGGUCAACGUGUUACGUAAGUGCACGAGCGAGUGGCAGGAGCCAGGGGGUGUGUCCUGCAGGCUCUGUACGCCCUCUAAUUGGCCGUCAGGAACACGAGGCGUUUUCCAUAGGCUCCAAGGCGGUGGGAGCGUGCGUCGGUUUGACGCAAUCAGGGAGGGGUCAAAGGGCGUGUCUGGCAGCUGUCCAGGCCCGCCUAUUGGCUGGAAGACUCCGAAGCCGGCUAGCCGGGCCAGGCCUAGGGCGGCGCCGGGGGCCCGGUCCCGGAGGGACAACCGGCUUUGGGAAGAUGAACAUGGCAGCUCGAGCCGGUCAGAGGGCCCUGACAAAGGCAGUCUCGAGAUGCCCGCCAAAGUCGGCGACAGCGGGGGGCGGCCCGGCGCCGGGAUCUGCGCGGAAAGGAAGAUAUUUAGCUUCCUGUGGUAUACUGAUGAACAGAACUCUUCCAGUACAUACAUCCAUUUUGCCCAAAGACAUAUGUGCAAGAACUUUCUUCAAAAUUACUGCACCAUUAAUAAACAAAAGAAAAGAAUACUCAGAAAGAAGAAUUAUAGGGUAUUCAAUGCAGGAAAUGUAUGAUGUAGUAUCAGGAAUGGAGGAUUAUAAGCAUUUUGUUCCUUGGUGCAAAAAAUCAGAUAUUAUAUCAAAGAGAUCUGGAUAUUGUAAAACGCAGUUAGAAAUUGGGUUUCCUCCGGUGUUGGAACGAUAUACAUCUAUAGUGACCUUGGUGAAACCACAUUUGGUAAAGGCAUCCUGUACUGAUGGGAAACUUUUCAAUCAUUUAGAGACUAUUUGGCGCUUUAGCCCAGGAAUUCCUGGCUACCCAAGAACUUGUACCCUGGAUUUUUCAAUUUCUUUUGAAUUCCGCUCACUUCUACACUCUCAGCUUGCCACAUUGUUUUUUGAUGAAGUUGUCAAACAAAUGGUAGCCGCCUUUGAAAGAAGAGCAUGUAAGCUGUAUGGUCCAGAAACAAACAUACCUCGGGAAUUAAUGUUUCACGAAGUUCAUCAUACAUAAAGGGAAAAAAGAACCAACGUCACCUACUAUUCACUUUGUUAACUUUUAGGAAGAGCUUUCAUGAUUUGUUUUCAGAAGUCAGAAAACAUUUUUAAAGCCAGCUGUGACUAUAAACCUGCUCCAUUGAAAAUUUGUACAUAGAACAUGGACUCUCUUGAACAUACAAUUAUUUCUUCAAUCAAGUGCAAUUCAAACUAAUGUGUACAUUCACAGGUUCUACAUUUAUAAUAGAAUGUCAUCACUAUUGCUAGAACACUGACGUCACUCUUCUGAGCAGAAACUGAGGCUAAAUUUAAACCUUAUAGGUAUUACCUUACAUGAGAUAGAGGUACUCAUACAAUAUAUGUUAUGUUCAUCAUAUCAUGUUUUAAGUUAUUAAAUUCAGAGUAUUUGUAACUUAUUUUUGUGGGGCCUGUCAUAUGGCUUAGAAUACUUAAGAAGUCUUCAUAUAUUUAAAGUUAAAACUUUGAUUUAACUGUUCAUGAAGGUUCAUUGAUAUUUUUGUUUUCUUAAAUUGUUCUUUAGUACUAGCAGUAGAAGGAAUAGUUUUAGUAGUUACUGUAGUGCUAUAGUGAAGUUAGUUUCUAGAUAGUGUUUUGUUGUUGUGGGUCUUUUCUUGUGUGUUUGGUUUGGUUUUUGUGUCUGGUCCAGAGCUAAGUUAUUUUCCCAAGAGUUCACAACAUUCUCCUAGGUACUUGGGCUUCACUUUCAAUAAUGUUAAUCAUGUGUCAAGUUUUGUUUACCACAGAAGCUUUAUUAGGUCUCGAACAUUAUGCCCUCCCUAUUUUCUAUUUAUUGUAUAUACUCACUUUCAGUAAGUUCUACACUUUUUUUUAAAUCAAUGUAGACUGAAGUACUAGCUUAAUAAAGUUAAUUUGUUUAUUUUUUGUAUAGUUA
Messenger RNA from Dipodomys ordii (Ord's kangaroo rat), 2337 nucleotides. It is a transcript of the gene Coq10b, whose product is annotated as coenzyme Q10B. Gene Ontology annotation, biological process: ubiquinone biosynthetic process; cellular respiration. The record is from RefSeq and is a predicted model, not a curated record. Gene Ontology annotation, cellular component: mitochondrion. Lineage: Eukaryota; Metazoa; Chordata; Mammalia; Rodentia; Heteromyidae. Gene Ontology annotation, molecular function: ubiquinone binding. The transcript is spliced from 5 exons. The coding region runs from base 712 to 1440 and encodes 242 amino acids.